Molecule: messenger RNA, 650 nt
Organism: Mercurialis annua (annual mercury)
Lineage: Eukaryota; Viridiplantae; Streptophyta; Magnoliopsida; Malpighiales; Euphorbiaceae
Product: non-specific lipid-transfer protein 1-like
Exons: 2
Coding region: 69-422 (117 amino acids)
Biological process (GO): lipid transport
Cellular component (GO): membrane
Molecular function (GO): lipid binding
Source: RefSeq, a predicted model, not a curated record
UAUGCACCAAAACCCCAAAGUUGAAGCUUAGACAUUGCAUAGAGAUUUAAAGGAAACAAAAAAUUAAGAUGGAGAUGAUGAAAAUGGUCAUGUGGGGAUUAGUUUUGGUAAUGGUGAUGGGCAAUGCAAUUAAGAGUGUGCAUGGAAUCACAUGCUCAGAAGUAAACCAACCAUUGCAGCCAUGCCUUGGAUUCUUGACUGGUUCCGAAUCAUCUCCUUCGAAUUCUUGCUGUUCGGGGGUAGCGGAAUUAAACAACGAGGCUACCACCACGGAGAUUCGGCGCCAAAUCUGUGGCUGUUUCAAGCAGUCUGCACCAGCUUUUGGUGUUGAUCCCAAUAGAGCUAAGCAGCUUCCUGGUUCAUGCCGUGUUCAAUCUGCUGUUCCUAUUGACCCUACUGCCGAUUGCACUAGGGUUGCUUGAUGAUUCUACAUUUUUGCUUCAAAAUAAAUUGAAGUGGGAAGCACUAUUUAUUUUAUAUUAAACUGAAUUAUGAUUGAAAAUAGGGUGUGAGUUUUCUUUAUUAAUUUAUCUAUUUAUCGAGUUUGUGCAAGGAGUUCUUUUUUUCCUUUUCUUUGAACUGUAAUGUCCGACAAUGAAAUUUCAUGUGUGUUUUAAUCAGCAUUAAUUUUAAUGAUUCUUUCAUGUCCA